Molecule: messenger RNA, 2529 nt
Organism: Recurvomyces mirabilis
Lineage: Eukaryota; Fungi; Ascomycota; Dothideomycetes; Mycosphaerellales; Teratosphaeriaceae
Exons: 2
Coding region: 1-2529 (842 amino acids)
Biological process (GO): regulation of transcription by RNA polymerase II
Cellular component (GO): nucleus
Molecular function (GO): DNA-binding transcription factor activity, RNA polymerase II-specific; RNA polymerase II cis-regulatory region sequence-specific DNA binding
Source: RefSeq, a predicted model, not a curated record
AUGACUACAUACGCCGACUAUUCACAUCAAAUCAUGGCCCCCGAGGAUAACACGGACUUCCCGCUCUUUCCAUAUCAGGAUAUCUGGAACCAGGAGCAGACUUACCUACCCACGACUACCUUCGCGGACCAGACUUACCUCCAAGCAACCACGUACGACUCCUUUGCAGCACAAACAGCAUAUGCGCAACUGAAUCAUCAGGGCAACUUUCCGUAUGAUACUGCUGCUCUAUCGAACCCCAUCAAGGACGCGCUCCAUGCACCCAGCCCGGGUUAUUCGCCCACGAACUCCGCGUCACACUCCUUUGACUACCAGAAUCCUCCCGUGCUUUCGUCGACGUCCGACUCUGGCGCGUCUGUCCAAAGUACGAUAUCCUCAGGCAUGAACUCACCAUCAAUGCACCCACAGCAGUCCCACGACUGGAGCCAGCAAGCGACCGUGGCGAGCGCGCCGAGCAUACACGACAGUCUUGGACAAGGCGUUUUUGCGAUGCCCAACUUCGACUAUGAGAGCCUGCCGAUCGCUGGGAAGGACUGUGUUGGUGAGUUGACAAACAUUUCUUCUGCUCAGAUGUCACGUUCGGUUACAGCAUUUUCUUCUUCACACUUUCCUUAUUACCUGGCGAACGAUCAUGCCGGCAUGGUCGACUCCACUGCGCAGCACCCGCUGUUUCGGCAGGCAGAUGUCGCAAAUCCAUCCAAGUUGAUGGACAUAGCCUUCGCACCAUGGUCACAAAGAAGCACAGAGGCCGAUAUCACGAGCCCAAACGACAGCGUGUUCAGAUCUCCUAUCACGCCAGCUUCGGCGACCGCGACUUCGCCUGUGCUGGAAAGGGUCAAGGGCAGACGACAAACUUCGACAGUGGCGCCACUUGCGCACAAGCGUGCGCGAGGCGCUUCGCCGUUGUCCACAGCCGUGUCAGUCGACUCGGACGGAAUUCUACCUCAUCCACAUGCACCUCCACCAACUUUAAGCUCUCCCUUCUUCUAUCAGUCUAGCGGGCAUUUCGUUCCUCCUCUUGAGCUUUCUUGUUCGUCUCCUCUGUCCACCACUUUCGUUUCUCCUUUAUUCAAUCUCACUACGAGGCACGAUAGCACAAUGCUGAGCACUAACCAUUUCUAUUCAGAUCCGAGCCUGAUCCAGCCGACAUUCUCGCCCACGCAAUUUAGUGGUGCGCAAUUUCCAGAGAUGGCCGCUGUGCAGUCUUCGGAGGCAAUGCAAUAUCCACCAUCACAAUCCCCAGCAGAUUACAAGCGCAUGGUCGCCAGCCCACGAUCUUCAAAUGGCAAAGCUCCUUCGCCUUACGUGGCUCCACACAAAUGGCAACCAUAUCCAGCGUACCCUACUUCGCGACGACAUUCCGUGACCUCGAUCCAUUCCCGGCACAGCCAAGGAUCGAUAUCCUCUGGGGACGACACAAACAAAGGUCUCUGUCCGAUCACUAGUUGUGGUCGACAGGUCAAAGACCUCAAGGCACAUAUGCUCACUCAUCAGAAUGAGCGACCCGAAAAGUGCCCGAUACCCACCUGUGAAUACCACAUCAAGGGCUUUGCGCGCAAGUACGACAAGAACAGGCAUACCUUGACUCACUACAAGGGUACCAUGGUUUGCGGCUUCUGUCCUGGUAGCGGUAGUGCAGCUGAGAAGAGCUUCAACCGCGCCGACGUGUUCAAGCGACAUCUCACGUCAGUCCAUGGCGUUGAGCAGACACCACCGAAUGCGAGGAAGAAGAGCCCAUCCUCAAGCAGCUCAAAGAAGCCAGCAUAUGGGCUGCACGAGUCAUCCGGUAUGUGUUCGACUUGCGGCAUCACCUUCGCAAGUGCGCAAGAUUUCUACGAGCAUCUCGACGACUGUGUGCUUCGUGUUGUACAGCAAGCUGAGCCCAGUGAGGCGAUCAACGAGAAGCUCUUGUCGUCCGUGGCCGAGGACCAAGAGGUCCAGGAGACGAUGGAGAGACACAGCCUUUCAACCGAUGUGGACUCCAGCGGGCCGACGUCAUUCGACGACGAGGAGGUCGAGGAGGAUGAGGAGGAUGAGGAGGACACGCAAGAUGGUACAUACGGAACGCGCUCCGCCAAAUCUGGGAAGGGUAGCCUCAAGUCGAGGAAGUCCGGCGCCACGCAGCACGUCGGGGGUGGUAAUCACCUUACAAUGAGCGGUGCGAUCGGCAAGCCGAAAGGUCUCACACGAUCGAAGAAUGGUGUACCUCUCUCCGGGCCCAUGAGCGGCAAGGGCAACAAGAGAAGAAAGAAUUAUCCUCUGUCUUGGGGUGCCGCACCAGAAAAGAUGAAGAUGAAGAAGAGAGUUCUAUGUGUGUACGAUGGACAACGUCGUCUCUGGAAAGAUGACAUGAUGCUUGAUGCCGACCACGAGGUCCGGAUCCCGCUGCCUGGCGCAGGCGAUGGAAGAGCUUGGGUCACAGACUUGGAUGUCCAGACUAUGGCGCGUGCUGAAGGCGUGCUCAAUGCCACCGAAGAGGAGAAAGGUCCUUGGAUACCAGAGGAUGAGCUCGAGCGCUUGAUGGCAUGA